Ornithodoros turicata is the source of this 3593-nucleotide messenger RNA. Its product is annotated as RING finger protein nhl-1-like. The record is from RefSeq and is a predicted model, not a curated record. Lineage: Eukaryota; Metazoa; Arthropoda; Arachnida; Ixodida; Argasidae. Gene Ontology annotation, biological process: proteasome-mediated ubiquitin-dependent protein catabolic process; protein polyubiquitination; negative regulation of translation. Gene Ontology annotation, molecular function: protein binding; translation repressor activity; zinc ion binding. The transcript has 4 exons. Bases 549 to 2978 code for a protein of 809 amino acids.
AGCUCAACCCAGAACGGGUCUCGUUCCGCUGUCGUGCACAGUGCACACGUCGCUGUUGCCUUUACGUCGUACGGAAGGUUUGCAAGGAUAUGUGUUGAAGAGAUGUCAGUGUGACUCACGGUGCCUUACUCAGCGUCCCUGUGAAUUUUCGACGCCAGAUGAUUGGAUAAUUGGGGCAAGGUGAUGUGUUUCUCGCACCGGCGUGUUGUAGGUGUUUUGUGAAGACGUAGAGGGUGGUUACGUGUGACCGCUGUUGUUCAUACUCCACGGUGAUAUUGGAAGCGUGACGUACUUGUUUCUCGUGCAAGACAUUGGAAUAUAUGUGUGAACGAGAAGGAAGAACCUUCCUUCAAACAAGACAAAAGACAACGUGGUUUCUUGAUGGUGGCUCUAGAAGGACAUUAACUACGUGCUGCACUCGACGUCGGAGUUUGUUGAGCAGACUGUGCAUCGUAGAAACUGAAUGCCCGUUUAGCUCUGAAGUUAUGCUACAAAGCAUUCAUUAAGGACCACGGACGCAGUUGUGUUGAAGACAGCGAGCUGCAGGUAUGGCUGCCGAAGUUUCUGCUAGUGGAACAGCAACUACUCCGGACGUCACAUCGCCUCCCACCGUAAAACGCAAGUUUGAGCGCACGUCGUCGUGGAAUCGUAAAUGUGCGGCGGCGACAACGGCUUCGAACGUGCUCCGGUCGCUCAGUUUUUCCAUUCGUAAACGUGAAGGAAGUCUGCUGAGCCCACGUUCGUCCAGGAGGGCCGAGAAGGGUGGCGAUGCAUGUAAGAGAAUUCCCCAGCCAAAGCUGGUGCAUUUCAACAAGAUGGAUGUGCGGACUUACAACGUUCCUUUCUCAAACCCUGUGGCCAACGAUUACCGCAGCCACUUGAAUCACCCUGUUGCCACAACCUCAACUUCUACAUCCACCACAAGUCAUCAACCCGCGACAUCGUCAGCACCACCACUCCCACCUUCAACCGCUCCGCCAACGGCCAAUCCCAGCGCAGCCCCAACUUUGGGUCAACCUUCGCUCUCCACCAUCACAACAUCGGUCCAGGACGCCGUCUCUGUUCAAAUCUCACCACCAGUACCAAUACCCUCCCUCGAUACCAAGCUGGAUGCACAGAAACAGUCGAUUACUGUCCUAAGUUCUAAAGGAACCGAGACAUUGAAAGAAAUGGUCCAAUGUCCUAUAUGUCUGGACCGACUGCACAGACCAAAGAUGUUGCCCUGCCAGCACGCGUUCUGCUUUCUGUGUCUUCAGAACAGUGUUAUGUCAGCUGAUAUCACCAAGCUUCGCUGCGCCAAAUGCCGGACUGAAGUUCCCCUGCCUCAAGAAGGUAUCUCUGGAUUUCCAUCAAGUAUUCACCUGCAGAAUAUUCUAGACCUUCUGGAAUCGGACUAUGCUUCCAUGGACGAACUUCUGCAAUGCAGUACCUGUCAGACGAUGAGCACCACGGUGUACUGCGAGCACUGUAAGUUGUCCUACUGCGCGUUGUGCUUGGCACGUCAUGUGGAGGACAUGGCCAAACAGUUGAGUCAUAUCACCGAGCAGCUGGAGGCAACGGUUGAUAAAGUCGGACAGAGGUACAAAGAGUUCGAGGAGGUACAAUCCGCUCUGCAGUCGAAAAUCAAGGAAGAAACAGAGAUGAGAAUCUCCACUCUGAGAGACUCUGAGAGGCAGCUCCUGGAGCGCCUGGAGGCCGCCAGGAUAUGUGAAGAAGCAACAUGUCACGACCUUACAGAGAGAGUGAAGAACACUGCCGCUGCAACGCGCACUCUAGCCAAGGAGGGAUUGGACAGCAUUAAGGAUCCGAAUGAAAAGGUACGGGCGUUCAUGCGACUGCACCGAGAAGCAGGCGACUUACUGUCAGAAAGCGUAACCAAUGGAAACACAGAAGUGUCCUUCGACCCGAGCUCCUUCUCAGUCACCAUCCGGUCUCCAUCCGAACCUACAGAGAAAGAUGUCGAAUUCGUCAACUUGAGCUCUUCACCGCCCGUUCCAUUCAUACCUUCCCUGAUGGGCAACAGCACGAACGCAGCGCCCCUUGAAAACAGUCCUGCCACUGUUACACAGCAACAACGGGAAGCGCAGGACCAACUCGCCGACGCCCAGUCCAGAGCCUAUCGCACAAAGUCCUUCCUCCCCAAAUCCCGUCUCGGAAUCGGACUCGUGCAACGGCCGUCAGGCGUCGCUGUGUCCCCCUGGUCGUCAGAGAUCUUCGUCGUGUCGAUGGAUAACCAUAAAGUCUUCACUUUCGACUACCACACUGGCAGGUUUCUCCGGUCCUUCGGAAGUCGUGGUCACCGGGAGGGAGAGUUCCUGUGUCCGUUCGGCAUCGCGUUAUCACCGAUCGAAGAAGAGAUACUGAUUACGGAUAAGUGGAAGCACUGCAUCCACGUCUUCGACAAGGAAGGCAACUUCCUGAGGCAGAUCGGAAUGAAAGGGAGAUCAGCCGGGCACUUUCGAAGUCCCGAAUCUAUCUGCGUGGACAGCAACGGUAGGAUCUACGUUUGUGAUACGUGUAAUCAUCGAAUUCAAGUGCUGGAUCACGAAGGCAUCUUUCUACAUGAGAUUGGAACGCGCGUGCUCGACGACCGGUCCAGGAGCAUGUUCCAGGAGCCCACGGGAAUCGCCGUCACACAAGACGCCAGGCGAGUCGUCAUAUGCGACUUCGGAAGCCACCGGGUGCAUGUGUUUUCCACGGACGGAGAGCAUUUGUUCACUUUCGGGCAGAAAGGAUCACAACGCGGCCAGUACGUACACCCCGAAUGCGUUGCUGUGGACGCGAGAGGGUUCAUCCUGAUCGGCGACAGCGGCAAUGGUAGAAUUCAAAUCUGUCGACCGGACGGCCGACAUGUCAGGACAUUUGGUAACAAGGGUUCCAACCACGGCCAGUUUAGCUGGAUUUCGGGCAUUGCUGUGACGUCGAACAAUGAGAUUGUGGUCAGUGACUUCAAGAAUCAUUCUGUACAAGUGUUCUGAUGGCUCAGUCGUCAUCCCAUAUAGCAUGAGCAUAAACAUACAUACAGCGCAGUGCAUUCUGAAUAACAGAGCUGCGUCUAACCAGUGAUAGAAAAGGCAGUCUUCUCAGUUCCUUUGGUGACUCGCGAAUACUACUACGCCCUUUUUUUGGCGACACGCCGCUUCAGUCAAGUCUGCAGUCCUAAAACUAUGUAUUCCAUUGUAGCGAGCCCUGCUAAGAUGCUUACAUAAACUUCGUGUGAACAUUUGUACUUUCACUUCCCGCAGCUUGUGACCUAUCAUUCAGAACAUUCAACUGGUGACUGCCUUCAGUGCUCGCGGUCGUGGUACAUGGCCAUGUUGAUUCGUGUUGUUGUCAGUUGUGCAGAAUAGUGACUGCUUUUCUGUGGCUGUCGAAGGAUGUAUUAAAGGGCACUUUUAACGUUUGAUGGGCAUUACCAGCAAGGGCUUGAGAUGAAAGAAGCUACCACUGUGAUACUCAUGAAGUUGUCUAUGCACAUUUGUAGUUUGGCUUUGUUGUCGCCGCUAGCAAUGUACACGCAAUAAUUAUCCAAUAGAAAAUUCACAUAGCUCCGUCACGUCCGAGAAAAUGAAAAUAAAAAAACAAAAACUGCU